This is a messenger RNA of Manis pentadactyla (Chinese pangolin), 4954 nucleotides long. RefSeq names its product zinc finger protein 671 (gene ZNF671). The transcript has 4 exons. The record is from RefSeq and is a predicted model, not a curated record. Gene Ontology annotation, molecular function: DNA-binding transcription factor activity, RNA polymerase II-specific; RNA polymerase II cis-regulatory region sequence-specific DNA binding. The coding region runs from base 1273 to 2643 and encodes 456 amino acids. Lineage: Eukaryota; Metazoa; Chordata; Mammalia; Pholidota; Manidae. Gene Ontology annotation, biological process: regulation of transcription by RNA polymerase II.
CCGGCAGCUUCUUAGCAACGGACAUUUUGUGGGUUGCUACGAGAAUCUACGGCAGUCAGGGGUCCUGAAUACUUGGUCAAGCUGCAGGUACAGGAAUCGGGAAGGCACAUUUCAAGGUGUCCCUACUGCACAGAGAGGAGUUGGCAGCUCGGCUGUGGGGACUCCUGCCGGUGACCCCGCGGUGGGGGCAGGACUUGGGUUGGUGGUGGCCGCACCCAAGACCUAGACGCCCACUUCUGCCUUGCUCUGCUCACAAGCCCCGAUGGCGGCGGCAUUGCUGAGGGACCUGGCACAGAUAGGCAGCCUUGACCACCUCCCCCUACCUGAGGACAUGAGAACCCAGGUCCCUUGGGAUGAAGACUGUGUCCAGCACUGAUCAUGCAUCUGGCACUGUUUUAAGUGCUUUGUACAUAACCUCACUAAGACGUAGGUACUAUUUUUUUCUGCCAUUUUAAUGAAUGGACAUUUAUGUUUGAGGAACAUGUAAAUGACUUCAAAAAGGCCUGUGAGGGAAGUCUUAUCUUCACUUUUCGUUUCACAUAAUGGAGGGUAAGACUGCUUUCCUAGAGUCCAAAAUUCGGAGGGAUGAUGCUGCGAUUAAAGUUCAUGACCUUCCAAAGUAGCCAGGGCCAGUGCGUCAUCCAGGACCUGGGGCACCUGAUGGAGACCGAGGACACAGAAUGAGGUACAGCGAGGGGGCUUGGGAGUGACUGGCAUGUUCAGCACACAGUGGGCACUCAGUAAAUGAUUAUUUGCCUUCCACCCUCUGACCACCUAGGUUUCCGUUCUGCCACAGGCACAGUGUUGACUACAAUACCCAGAAGGCUCUGCACCACGUGGUGGCACCCCUCGGCUAAUGAUGGCCCAGGAUUAGGUUUAGGAGGCAUGAUCUGGGGUUCCCUGGGGGAAUUGGCUGCCAGGAGAGGAGGUGGGCCUCUGUGUGCCAGGCUCAGCUUAAAUGGCAUGUGUCUGCCAGCCUGCUUGUUAGCCAUGGAAUGACGUGGCAGUCACAAGGUGGGUGGGGGGAUAAACGGGAGAGAAUGAGGACCCCUGGUGCCAGUGCCUGGUGUCCUCUGUGCUUUUGGGACCUGGGGCAGUGGUGAUCAAGGUGGUGUAGACAGGCUGAGCGGGGCACUCAGUCAAGAGGCUUCCUGGACCUUGCUGGCUGUGUCACUGCAGGGCUGUGUGGCCUCUGAGGAUGUGUUUGUGUACUUCUCCCGGGAAGAGUGGAGGCUCCUGGAUGAGGCUCAGAGGCUCCUGUACCAGGGUGUGAUGCUGGAGAACUUGGCGCUUUUAGCCUCACUGGGAAUUGCGUCCUCCAGGUCCCACUUAGUCAUGCAGCUGGUGCAAGGGGAGGAGCCCUGGAUGCCUGACCAAGUGGAUCUGAGUCCAGCAGCAGCAGGAGAGGCUCAGAAGGGAUCUGGGCCUGGCUGUUGGUGUGGAGUGGACAGUAAAGAUACAUCCUCCGAGCAGAGUGUUUCCUCGGAAGGAGUGUCGCAGGUCAGGACUCCUCUGGCAGGCAUGAACACCCACCCACAUGACAUGUCUGGCCCAGUAUUGAAAGACAGGUCACUCCUGACCGAUUACCAGAGGGGAGGAGCCAGGCAUCAGCCACUCACCUGCCAGGCAUGUGGGAAGCAGUUCUGGCCCAGUGCAAACUGUCCUCAGCACCAGGAGCAGCGGAGUGCAGAGAGGCCCUUCAGGAAGGAUGAGGGCAGGGACUCCCUGAAAAGCUGCAGAACCUACGUGCCAGAGAUCUGCACAUACGGUGCAGGUGGAGUGGGCUUCCCAGCCACCUCUGGCCUUCCUCAGCACCGGGUUCCCCCUAUUAAGAUGAAACCCCACAAGAGUACUGAGCUCCAGGGAGCCCUUCACACUGGACAGGGGUGUCACAAGUGCAGUGAGUGUGGGAAGGUGUUCACCCGCAGAGACACACUUACUCGGCACCAGAGAGUCCACACUGGAGAAAGACCUUAUGAGUGCAGCACAUGUGGCAAGUUAUUUAGCCAAAGCUGUGACCUUUUUAAACAUGAGACAAUACACACUGGCGAAAGGCCUUACAAGUGCAGCGAUUGUGGGAAAUUCUUUAGACAAGUCUCUGGCCUUAUUGAACACAGGAGAGUUCACACGGGUGAAAGGCUCUAUCAGUGCAGUAACUGUGGAAAAUUCUUUAGUAGUAAGUCUAACCUCAUUAGACACCAGGAAGUCCACACAGGAGCAAGGCCUUAUGUGUGCAGUGAAUGUGGGAAGGAGUUCAACCGCAAACACACACUUGUUCUGCACCAGAGAACUCACACUGGAGAAAAGCCUUAUGAGUGCAGCGAAUGUGGGAAAGCCUUCAGCCAAAGCUCCCACCUUAAUGUCCAUUGGAGAAUUCACAGCAAUGAUUAUGAGUGCAGCAAAUGUGGGAAAGCAUUUAGCUGCAUCUCCAAACUCAUUCAGCACCAGAAAGUCCACUCUGGAGAAAACCCUUACGAGUGCAGCAAAUGUGGGAAAGCCUUUACUCAAAGGCCAAACCUUGUUCGGCACUGGAAGAUUCAUACUGGAGAACGACCUUAUGCGUGCAGCGAAUGUGGGAAAGAGUUUAACCGCAAACACACACUUAUUCUCCAUCAGAAGAUUCACACUGGCAAAAAAUCUUAAGGCUACAGCAAAUUUGGAAAGCCCUUUAGCCGACACUCCCUACUUAUGGCAUGGUGGAGAAUUCCUAGCAGUAUUAUGAGUGCCCAGAUGUAAGAAAGCUUUUACCCAAAGACCAAAUCUUACUCAGCACUGGGAAGUCUGCAUUGGGCAGAGGUCUUAGCAGUACAAGGGAUGUGCUGUCCCGUUGUGCAGCCUAAGAGCGCUCGCCGAGGUGAUGCUCUGUGAGCAGGCACUAUGAGGGAGCCGUCACAGAGGAGUAGAACCCCAUACCCGUGAGUACCCACCCCUGGGAGAUUCCCUACGAGUACACAGACGUGAGGUCCUUCCAGGAGCCGUCUUGCACAUCCUAGACCACGUGCUUCUGCUGGUGGUGGAAUCCAUCCCACUGCUACCAUCUGGCAAAGUCUCACGGUGUGUGGCAGUCGUUCCAGCACACAUGGCAGGCUGAACUCUGCUGUCGGUUCAGUCCCUGGCAGUGGCCCAUGGGUGUCCUCAUGUCUUCCCUUUUGAGUGGUUUGUGCAUGGAAAGAAUCAGCGCUCAAGGUGGGUUCUCAAGCUUGCCCAGGUUUGCCUUCAUGGACUCUGGUCUCAUGUGAUGCUUGCGGUGGAAGUAUAGUCUCCACCAUACCCAGCCCUUGAACUGCGUGCCUCACUGCUCAUGUUUGUGCGAUAAUAAAGUCCUUAUUCUCUGAGCUGCUUUUAAUCUUGAAGGUUCUGAUCAUGAGGAGUGUUUUGAGGACACAGUUGUGUUCUACCAGCCUGAAAGGAUAAACGUAUUUUGUGGGAAUGCCCAGAUAUUUAUGUCACAGAGAGGACAGUAUGAUGGCAGAGAGUGGUUCUCACUCUGGUUUUGGCUGAAUUUGCAUCAUUACCUGAGGCCAAGCAACAUUGUAGAGCUUUGUGAAACGUUUCCUGUGACCUAGAUGCUAAUUUUAUUUGUGGGUCCAUAAGUAACUGAGGAGGGGCAGGCGUCACAACCUCCAGUGCCUCUGGGAGUGGCGUGAGCCUGCCGCCUUCUUCCAUGGAAUGUUCCGCAUUCCCAAGCACUAUUAAGAGGAAGCUGGCCUCUGUUCACUAGGCGGAUAUCACUGGCUGGAAGGCCUUCAGGAGCUAAACGGGAAAUGAAUUGAUACAGAAGCACUAUGUGUGAUUGAUACGGAGUUGGGGAGAUGACAAACUAGAGGGAGGUGCUCCCUGAAAGGUAGCUGCGUAGAUAUCCCCACGCUGCUGUUGCACAGGAUCAGAGGGCAAAGAAAUCUAUGGAUUCAGAGCUACAUCUCUCCUAUGGCAAAGGCCACCUGAAGGAUAAAGAUGCUGGAUUUGUGGAUUCCCUUAGACUCGGGAUGGUCCAGGUCAAGGCUGUUGCUGUACAGGCAGGAAAACAGGGGGUCAGAGAAGGGAGAGCCAGGAUUGCAGGGGUAUGUCUUUCAUGAUUUAUCCAGUGUUCUUGGUGAUUCAUGCAGAAAUGGUUUUCACUGGGCAUCAAUUUUUGCUGCCACUGAGGCAGGGCCACAUCUCCCAAGGCAUGAAGAGAGAGAUGGUGCAGUAAACAGUAGCGUUGACUAGGACUUAAUUUGUCCUUUUCCUGUUUUCUUAAGGUGAACUGUGUUAUUAAUUUGAAAAGUACCUUCUAAUGUAGUCAUUUAUUAUUUAAGUUUCCCUAUAAUCUAUAUUAGCAAUAUCUCACAAAUGUUGAUAUAAUGUACAUUGGUUUCAAAUUGGGCUGAAAAAAUUCUAGCUUUUUCUCAGGGACUUCUGGAUAAAUGGCUUUUACACAUUAUUAAGAUCAGGGCAUUGGGAUUUAUUAUGUGUUGUUUAAAAUUCAAAAAUCCCAUGAUAACACCUAGGGCCAUUUUGGUUUCCAGUUAGCAUAAUAGUUAGUGGUCUGGCUUGAUGGUUACCGGAAGGGCAUAAAAAUCCCUGCUGGUGAUUCCCAGUAAAGAAAACUAAUCAGCCCACCGUACAUCAGGCAUCUUAACUCUUAGAUAAGUCAGCAAUGGCCAGAAGUAGGGUCAAAGGUGUGGUCUCUGGAGAAUCUGUGGCCAGAAAUUAACUCUUUUUAUUGAGGCACUUAUGUACCAGGCAAUACUUUUUUCAAUGAUAAAUAUGCACAAUGUAUAUGUAUAUCAAAACAUUAAGUUGUAAAGCUUAAACACAUAUAAUUUUGUCAAUAAAGCCAGAAAAAAAAAAGAGAAAUACAAAAUAUUUUGAAUAGCUGAAGGAGAGCAUGGAUUAUACUUAAGAACAAGGCUUUUAAUAUAAUGAACAUUAUAUUGAACAUUAUAAUAAACAUUUUUUAUUUCACAUGUGA